This is a messenger RNA of Diversispora eburnea, 215 nucleotides long. Lineage: Eukaryota; Fungi; Glomeromycota; Glomeromycetes; Diversisporales; Diversisporaceae. The record is from the annotation of a GenBank genome assembly.
CACCAAUUCCUUCACAAGAGCUUAAAGCAGAAUAUAAUGAGCUUGAAAAAUUCCUGGAAGAUUCAGCUCCAAAACACAUUCAUAUUGAUCUUUGUGGAGCAUAUCUUGGCUGUGAAGACUCAGAACGAAGUGCAUCUGAAGCUUUGCCCUGGGUUCGACGAUAUGAAUUUCCAGAACGAACACAGCGUCGUGCCUGUGUUGAAAAUAUUGAAGCU